This is a messenger RNA of Strongylocentrotus purpuratus (purple sea urchin), 1509 nucleotides long. RefSeq lists its product as uncharacterized. NCBI's taxonomy places the organism in Eukaryota, Metazoa, Echinodermata, Echinoidea, Camarodonta, Strongylocentrotidae. The record is from RefSeq and is a predicted model, not a curated record. Bases 120 to 857 code for a protein of 245 amino acids. The transcript is spliced from 3 exons.
CGAAGAUCAUCAGUACGAGGUUACGCACUAGUUUGCUGUUAGGAACCUUGGGCAUCGUUCGUAUCACCGAUCUGCUGCCUAAUUUUCAUCUUUUUGAGGAGUAAAUUCGAUUGGAAAAGAUGCGUUCUUGGACCAUCGUGGCCAUAUUGGCCCUCUAUUUAACAGUCGUUAAGUCAGCAGGACCAGUACAGACAGAGGAUGAGGUAGCAGAGCAACACGGUCCCUCCACAUCACAGAAGGAGGCUCUCCGUGAGAAGCAAGCCCAUUUCCUCGAGCGUGCCAAGGAGAUCAAAGCAGAUGACAGCAUGACCGAUGAGGAGAAGCAGAAGGAACUUCACAAGCUGAGGGAACACGCCAUGCUCUACAUGGGCCCCCACGCCAUCCUCCCCCACGCCCUCAUGCAGGAGUCACCCAUCCCAGCCGUGGAGGAGAAGAGACAACAACUAAUCCGAUCGGUCGAAUCCGUGGCCAUCAGCGACCGUGAUUUCGAAGAGAAGAAGCGCGAGCUCGAGAUCAUCCGUGAUCGUUUCAAGGAGGAAAUCAAUGCGAUCCAUCAGCACCUGUCCGACGAAGACAUCAAACAGGUCCGCUCCAGCAUCAAGAAACGCGGCGAUGCCAACGCAUACAGGCAGAUGAUCCAUGAUGGCAUUCGCGGCUCCAUGGAGGCUGAGCCCCGUAAUCGUGCUUUCAACGAAGCCGUCUAUAAGGGCAUGCAGAAGCUGACAGCGGGGUUGAAGAACAAGGAGGCGGGCGACUACCGUAAGCAGAUGACCGGCAAGCGGAUGGCCGACGCCGGCAAGAAGGCGGAGAAGAGGCGAUCGGCCAGGGAGUCCAAAUCCCGCCCAGAUCUUUUCUAAAGAGAUUUCUACGAUUCGCGCUUUCGUGUGAAAACUGCGCUAAAUAGUGUGGCCCUACAAUAUUUGAUUUUCGAUGAAUAUUAUUUUAGGAUUUCAGCCAGGAAAAAACACAUACUUUUUAAUCAUCCGCCCGAGUAUAAUGAGAUUUGUAUAGUAUAAAUGAUUAGUGUAACUAGAGUGAUUAUAUCUACUAUUAUAAUAAAGUCAAGCUGCGUGCGGUCAUUUCGGGUAAAUAUUAACGAUCGCUUCAAACCCUCUAUAAACUUUAUCGGAACAAACACAUACAUAAGUAUAUCAAGUAUUGAAUACAAAUAAUUCCAAAAUGGCUUUCGUGUGACGUGAUAUCGUAUAGUUCUUUUCCUCUUCACCCUCAUGUUUUCAUGCAAUAAUCCAUUUUGAAACUACGUCUAUUUGUAAAACAAAAGAAAAAAACACCAUGAGAGAUUGAACAUAUUUUUUAAAUAAUUUACUUGAAUCUCACAUUUAUAAUAUAAAUAAACUUUAAUUUUAAGUUAAAAACAACAGUUUUGACGAAUAUAUAUAUAUUUCUUAUUGUAUACGAAUUUUACAAAAUGUUCGAUGUUCAAAAUACUUAUGUAGUUCUAAAUAUAUCAGUCUAACCCGAAUAAAUAGUACAUACACAACAAAUCAA